AUGGCCGCCAUUGUCUUGAAGGCCAGACCCAAGGUGCCAGUAUCUUUUGAAGACGUGUCCGUGUACUUCACCAAGACAGAAUGGAAGCUUCUGGACCUCAGACAAAGGAUCCUCUACAAGAGAGUGAUGCUGGAGAACUAUCGUCAUUUGGUGUCACUGGGAUUUUUAUCCUCCAAGCCUCACCUGGUCUCCUGGCUGGAACAAGGGGAGGGGCCCCGGGCAGCAGACACCUGCAGAACACGGGCCGCUGCGGGGAUGCAGACAGGUGACGGGAUAGAGAACAGGACAUUGGUUUCAAAGCAGAAGCAUUGCCGAAAAGAACUCCCAAGGACCGAUCUUCAGGCCAGUAACAAGAGCCAGGUAGCCAGGCCAGACAUGCGGCAGAGAAGUAGCCCCAGUUGUAGGCAGGAGUCAGUUCUAAGGCAGCAGGGUUCCAAAGGUGCGGAGAGGCGCUACCUCUGUCAGCAAUGUGGGAAAUCCUUCAGCCGCAGCUCCAACCUCAUCAAGCACCGGGUCAUCCACAGCGGCGAGAAGCCCUACGAGUGCUCCGAGUGUGGGAAACUCUUCCGGCGCAGCUUCGCGCUGCUGGAGCACCAGCGCAUCCACAGCGGCGAGAAGCCCUUUGUGUGCAGCGAGUGCGGGAAGACCUUUACACGCAGCUCCAACCUCGUCAAGCACCAGAUCAUCCACAGCGGCGAGAAGCCCUACAAGUGUUCCGAGUGCGGGAAACUCUUCCGGCGCAGCUUCGCGCUGCUGGAGCACCAGCGCAUCCACAGCGGCGAGCGGCCCUACGCGUGCAGCAAGUGCGGGAAGACCUUCAGCAGGAGCUCCAACCUCAUCGAGCACCAGCGCACCCACAGCGGGGAGAAGCCCUACACGUGCAGCCAGUGUCCGAAAGCCUUCAAGGGCGUCUCCCAGCUCAUCCACCACCAGCGCAUCCACAGUGGGGAGAAGCCGUUCAAGUGCAAAGAGUGCGGGAAGGCCUUCCGGGGGUGCUCGGGGCUCAGUCAGCACCAGCGGGUGCACAGCGGUGAGAAGCCCUACGAGUGCAGUGAGUGUGGGAGAACCUUCAGCCGGCGAGCCAACCUCUUCAAGCACCAGGCCAUUCACAGCCCGGAGAGGCCCUGCGAAUGCCAGGACGGCGGGACGGCCUUCCAGAGCAGCCCCGUCCUCCCGGAGCCCCGGCCCGCGCACGCUGGCCAGCGGCCGCUCGCAGGCAGCCAGGGCCCGGGCGGGAGCGGCCUCGGCGGGAGGGCCCUCGGCGGGAGCGCCGGCCUUGCGGGGAGCCCGUGCGCCCGCGGCCACCAGGAGCCCUGCGCGAGCGGCCGGGGCGCCGAGUGCGGCAGCGCCUCGCAGGGGAGGCGGUGGCUGGGCCAUCCCCGGAAGCCCCGUGGCGGCACGAGGCCCUCGGAGAAGAGUGACAGCGGAACGGCGCCCGCCUCUCUGGCCGUCGGAAGGCCCCCUGCCGGGCCGCAGCCGGAGGGCCAGACCCUCGGAGCAGACUCGGUGGGUGCGGCGGCCGCCCGCGCCGUCUGA
Messenger RNA from Neomonachus schauinslandi (Hawaiian monk seal), 1536 nucleotides. RefSeq names its product ZFP92 zinc finger protein (gene ZFP92). Bases 1 to 1536 code for a protein of 511 amino acids. NCBI's taxonomy places the organism in Eukaryota, Metazoa, Chordata, Mammalia, Carnivora, Phocidae. The transcript has 5 exons. The record is from RefSeq and is a predicted model, not a curated record. Gene Ontology annotation, biological process: regulation of DNA-templated transcription. Gene Ontology annotation, molecular function: RNA polymerase II cis-regulatory region sequence-specific DNA binding; DNA-binding transcription factor activity, RNA polymerase II-specific.